CCCAGUGUCCGCCUCGCCCACCGGAAGAAACCCAGAGCCGCCGGAUUCCCCCCACCCGGCGACCAACCCACAGUAAACCACCGCCAUGCCGCGGCCGUCCCCCACGGCGGCGGCGCCUUAAAACGGCUGCUUCCCCUCCCUAUACCCCCACCACAAUCCACCCAACCUUCCAUCACCUGAUCUGAAUCACAGGAACAGAGAGAGUCCUAAUCCAUUUCUGAACAUCUGCUUCUUCUAUCCCAAGAAACCCGCGAUGUGCCGCCGCAGGUCCAUUUCACAUACCCUUGUGGAUAACAUGGCUCAUUUUGGAGUUACUUUUGUGCAAACACAAUCUAGGUUUCAUUAACUAGGUUACGCUAUUUUUGCUUAGUGGUGUUAAUCUGUAAAGAAAGUCAAUACUUGGUUUUAGUUGAGCUUUGUGUAAAAUAUGGAGAGGAAGAAUGUAAUGGCACUGGAUGGACAUAUUCUGAAAGCUACUGAUCGCAAGAGGAAGCAUGACUCUGCUGCGAAUAGUACUGACACAGAUGCUGCUGCUGAGGUCUCCCGGCAUGUUCAGAGACAAAACCUUGCCAUGCCUGUAUGUAAGAAGUCUAAAAUGACCUCAUGUGCUGGUCAUAUUCUGGAAUGGUACAACAACUUCAAGACAAGUGGGUUGCCCAUGCGUGUGCUUUAUUACCAACAGGGUAAAUGGAGGGAUUUUCCAGAGCAUGUUGUGAAUCUGGUUCAGCGGGACUUUCAGUUAAAGAGGCCAAUUACUAAUGCUGUAUUCCAGAACCAGCAAGUACUGUUGGACUUCAUGCACAUGGUUUGCCUAGAUUCUGCGACGGCAACAACCAAGCCAAUAGCAUGGAUUGAUGAUCAUGGUGGCCGCUUCUUUCCAGAUUUAUGUGCUAGACUGAUAACUUCUAAACCUGUUCAGCAUGGAAGAAGUGACCCCAGUGGUAAAUCUGAAGCUGAUGAGAUAUCAACAGCUGCAUCUGAAAGCUCGAGUUCAGAUCAUGUUGCUGAAGUACCUUCUCAUGUAAAGAAGGUUAAUAACAUACUGGUGGAAAAACAGAAGGUGCAAAAUGAAGCUGCUAGUGGACCCAGAAAUGCUGCUACAGGUUUGCAUAAUAGUGGCCCACGCAUUGAUUCAGCUGUGCGGAGGUUAUUACUGGAAGGAUUAGGCCAUCCUUUCAGUGAAAAAGAUAUUGUUGGUAUCUAUAGAACCCCACUGGUAGAUCAGCAAGGGCAGGCUCGAUUCAAUCUUUUCCAGAAGGAACUUGAACUCACCAAAAUACAGCGUGGGAACGCAAAUGUGCGUUAUGCAUGGUUGCCUUGUUCCAAGGAUGCUAUGGAGGAUAUGAUGAUGCAUGGUACUCUGAAAAUUACCAAACCUCUGCUAGGCCCAGUUUAUGGCAUUGGGACACACCUCGCUCCAGCCAACUGCGCCAAUACCUGUGCCAGUUACUCAGAUGUUGACGAAAAUGGCAUCAUAAGGAUGAUGCUGUGUCGCGUUAUAAUGGGAAAUGUUGAGGUUGUACUCCCUGGAUCAAAGCAAUUCCAGCCAACAGCUGGAAUAUUUGAUAGUGGCGUGGAUGAUCUCCAAAAGCCAAAGCACUAUGUCGUUUGGGAUGCAAAUGUGCAUCAACACAUCUAUGCUGAAUAUGCUGUUAUUAUCAAAUCACCUUCCAUGACCAAUGAAUACUUGGUUAGAGAAGAUACUGCAUCCAACAUAUCUGAGAUAGGAAAUUCUAGGUCACCAGACAGUGUAACCAAGGAUGCCAGUUGUUUCCAAACCGUGGCAUCUUCAGCUGAUGAACAACAUUUGCCCAAGUUUGGGCGUGCUCCAAGUCCACGGGCUCCUAGCUCACCUUGGAUGCCCUUCUCGAUGCUUUUCGCGGCUCUCUCCACAAAAGUGCCUCGUUCUGAUAUGGACCUACUCCAUCAAUACUACGAGGAAUUCAAGAGGAGAAAGAUAAGCAGGACUGACUUGGUGAAGCGGCUGAGACAGAUCGUCGGCGACAAGCUGCUGGUUUCUACAGUAGUGAGGCUACAACACAAGGUCCCACCCACGGGAGCAGCCGAAAUGCUACCACGAAGAUUACCUGGUAGGGGAGGGAACACCACCAGUCCUUGAGGACCCCCCCAGAAACAAGAGCUAGUCGACAUAACACCGCAGGGAGUCGAGUUUGAAUCUGAGGCGACAUGCCUCAACAAAGUCCGCUGAAACGAAGGUCGCCAUCUGUUGUAUCACCCAGACCCAAAUGGUUUGGUACGUGAUGUACAGAGCUAGAAAAACUCGGUAGGUUAGUUGAUAUGUUUGUAGUUGUUGCUUAACUGGGAGAUAUAGAUAGUUCCAUCUGCUUGUGCCGUCUGGUUGGUUUCCUAGUGUCCCAAGUUUAAACCCUGUAACUGCUGUGCAGUGGUUUUUCUUUCAGUCGGAAAAUGCACUUUUGAUCUCAUGACUAUUAUAUGCAGUGCUGGCAGUUUCUAUUUUUA
This is a messenger RNA of Lolium perenne, 2481 nucleotides long. RefSeq names its product inactive poly [ADP-ribose] polymerase RCD1. The record is from RefSeq and is a predicted model, not a curated record. NCBI's taxonomy places the organism in Eukaryota, Viridiplantae, Streptophyta, Magnoliopsida, Poales, Poaceae. Gene Ontology annotation, molecular function: NAD+ poly-ADP-ribosyltransferase activity.